CAUGUUAAAUCCACCAUUUUGAACUUCAAUGUCCGAUCUCAUUUUUGUAGUAAUUGUAGUUUAACGCUAAAAAAUAGUUAAGUUGGAUAUGGUUUUUCCUUGAAAAAAGUUAAUUAACUUUUCAAAUAUUUUUAUUAUUUUUUUCAUAAACACGAAUGUGAUUAUUAUAUGUUUUCGUUUGAAUGCGGAAGAGAAAAGACAACGAAACGUCGAAGUGUACGGCUAGAAACUUCGUUCGCGAGCGCAACUCUGUCGGCUGAAUCGAUUCGAUCGAGCGAAUCAAAGUCGUCCGAAUCGCUUCUCGAAUAUCAAAUGUCGCGUGAAAAAUUUUUCCAUCUCUCGAAUUUUACGCCUUCCCCGCGGAAUUCUGCAACGAUCAUCCUGAAUGCGCGUAGCCAACUGACCGUCGGCGGUGGCGUACGUGACAAACGCCAAAAAUUAGUAUCGUGCACGCCGCAGGCAGGCGGCGCCACGGUCGUCGCGACCCAAUCUGGAAUUUGAGCUGGAACGCCACCUCUCGUUUGUACUCGUACGAUUGACGCGCGGCUUACGGCAUCGAGAAUUCGCGUGCGUGUUGUGUCAAAGAGGAGCCGUGAUAUCCAAGACGGGACCGUGCGGACGAUGGUACUGAUACAGGAGAGGUGAUCCCCAGGCCGUCGUUUUUCUGAUCGGCGCAACUGCUUAUUCGUCCGCGUAAUCUCUUAUGGAAGCCUUCUAUUCCCUGAUGCAAUCGCUGUUUGUUUACGCAAAGAAGUCGCACAUGGCUUAGCACUCGGACGCGCGUGCGAUUCGUCACGUGCGUCAGGAAUACCUGACGAGGCUGAAUGAGACGCGACGUGAGGAACAUCAAUCACUUGACGCGAGUAAUAUUUGUAACGUCGACACUUGUUAAUGCUGCAUUAACAAUCGCUGCCGCGCCGAAUCGGAGCAAAAAUUUAAUUGACUGGGGUAUGACGUAAUAGGAUCUCGAUAAAAAGAAAUCGCGACGUUUGUUAUUGAAAGAUAUAACAAACUGUUACCUUUCUCUAGUUAAGGAUUAGUCUCGGAAUUGUGAUUAAAUCUCAAAAAUAUCGUAAUGAUCUUGCAGUAAUAUAAUGAACAGAAAGAGAAAAAGAAGUAAGGUUAUUACAGAUUCAGCGAUGGCGAAUAAUAAUUCGAGAGGGAUACCUCGUAUACAGGUCUUCAGACCGACAUACGAAGAGUUCAAAGAUUUUACGAAAUAUGUGGAAUACAUGGAAAGCCAGGGAGCUCAUAAGGCUGGUUUGGCAAAAGUGAUACCACCGCCCGAAUGGAUCCCGAGGAAAAAAGGCUACGAUCUAGAUGAGCUAGAUCUCACCAUUCCAGCGCCGAUCUGCCAAGUUGUCACUGGAAAACAGGGGCUUUAUCAACAAAUUAAUAUCCAAAAGAAAUCGAUGACUGUACAAGAGUACAGUAAACUAGCCAAUUCCGAUCGUUAUGCCACUCCUCGUCACUUCGAUUAUGAGGAUUUGGAGAGGAAGUACUGGAAGAACAUAACGUACGUAGCGCCGAUUUACGGCGCAGAUGUAUCUGGUUCAUUAACCGAUCCGGACGUGAAAGAGUGGAACAUCAAUCAUCUAGGAACGAUUCUGGAUUACGUCAACAAGGAUUACGGUAUAUCCAUCGAUGGCGUCAACACGGCUUACCUGUAUUUCGGAAUGUGGAAAACUACGUUCGCUUGGCAUACGGAGGACAUGGACCUUUAUUCUAUAAAUUAUUUACACUUUGGCGCACCGAAAACGUGGUACGCUAUACCUCCGGAACACGGCCGUAGAUUAGAGAGGCUUGCCAGCGGCUUUUUUCCAUCUAGCUAUCAGAGUUGUCCGGCCUUCUUGCGCCACAAAAUGUCUCUGAUAUCUCCCCAGAUACUAAGGCAGUACUCUAUUCCGUGUAACAAGAUAACGCAAGAGGCUGGAGAAAUAAUGAUUACAUUUCCAUACGGUUAUCAUGCUGGUUUUAAUCACGGGUUCAAUUGCGCCGAAUCCACCAAUUUUGCAACGCCUAGAUGGGUAGAAUAUGGAAAGAGAGCUACGCAAUGUACCUGCAGUAAAGACAUGGUUAAAAUAUCUAUGGAUACUUUUGUAAAACGUUUUCAACCAGAAAGGUAUGAAUUGUGGCUACGUGGUGAAGAUAUUGGUCCCCAUCCGGAGGAUCCUAGGCAAACUGCCGCGCCAAUGCCUUCACAAAUGGAUCUAUUAUGUAGUAGUAGUAGUAACGGUGAAUUACCACAGAGUUACUUGAACGCAGCACCAAAAAGUAAACGACAUAUGAUUCAUAAGAAGAAGAACAUUAUAAGUACGAAUCCUAGUGUUAAUAUGGAAGAACUUGUGAACCGAGCGGAUAUCCCACCGGAUGUUAAAAAGGCCUUGCAAGAUCUUGAGUUUGAAGAUGUAUUAGAGGAGCCACCGGACGAACAACAAUUAGAGGUUCUAGAAGAUAUCUGGUUGAAAGCAGGAGAAAUGGAUGUUGAUGAAGCAACCGUGUACGAUGAUGGUUAUAAUCGUAAGAAAAGUAAGAAAAGAAAGAAAAAACAAAGCGGAGAAAAAGAAAAGAAAUCAAAAGCUGAAUCAAAAUCUAAAAAGGAUAUCAGCAAAAUUCAUACACAGGUUAUAGAUGAUAUAAUUAAAACCGAAGUGAAAAUUGAAGAAGAAGAAAACUUAGAAAAUACGUUUGAAUAUGUGUCUCAAGAAAAUAUUGAAGAAAUUCAUAUACCUCAGGGCAGUUAUAAUGACAAGAUAAUUAUAGAAGAUGAUACUGUUGAUCCUUUAAAGAUAGAUGACAAACCUUCAGAUUUUAAUUCUCCAGAUUUUAAUAUUUCGGAUUUUAAACCUCCAGAAGUGAAUUUGAAUCCUCCAGAAAUUAUUGAAAAAUGUUCCAAAAAGAAGAAGAAGCAUUCAAAGCAUAGUGAAAGAAAAUUAAAACCAAGUGAAAAAAAAUUAAAACCAAAACAUGUGUCUAAAAGUAAACGUAAACGUGAUGUAUUGCUCUUCGAUUCUAUAUCAACUUCAGAUGCCAGUGUUCAAUGUAAAAAGAAAUUACCGCCUUUUGAUAUUAAUAUUUCCGAGAACCAAAGAAAUAUGUUAACAUCAGUAACACCAGUAGUUAUGCUUGUUGACGAACUCAAUAAGAAAUUAUCCAAGAAUAUAACUAAUACUAAUCAAUUAAUAAAUCAUAUGUCUAAUGAUACGACAAGAUUAACAAAUACUGCAGUAGAGAGUAAUCCAGUUAUUUGUUCGUUGUCGAAUAAUAGAAGUGAUUCAACAAACAUAUUUACAAAUUCCAAUUUUACAAAAAAUCAUUACGCUACCGUACAAACUUCGAAUUCUGGAUAUCAGAACGAAAGUUCAAAAGCUGCCGUAGCCACUCAUCUGAAACAAUCUACAGUACAAUCUACAAUAAAUUAUAAAAAUACUACGAUGUCUACAAGUGCGAUAUCUACAGAAAACGAAUCGAUAAAAACUAAAUCUCCUAAAGAAAGUUUAUUAAAAGCACCUCGUUUAAUGUAUCGACCUGAUAUAUCAAUUAAAAUACCAAAACCACAAGUAGAAAAUGCUGAAAAACAGCAAGGAUUGCAUCCAAUUGUGGAAAAUGGACCUAGGCUUUGGUGUUCAAAUGUAUUGUUCGUACCAUCUCUCUGUCAAAAUCCACCAAUUUUGGAAAAUGAAAUAGAAAUGCAGUCUACGGAAAACAAUAGCGCUGCUAAAAAUACUCCACCGUCGUUAGAAAUUCCAGUGUUUUUUCAAAUGUCUAAUAUACAUAGUUCCGGUUUUUCCAAAAAUAAUGUGCCCCAGCCGUUCAAUCAACAUAGUUCGCUCUUUCAAAUCCCAGUAAGAUCUCCUAUGAUCGAUGAUUCCAAGGAGUGUGCACAGAAUUUAUGGCAAGACAAUCCUUCAUAUUCAAAUGCUUCUAAAGCAUCUACAAUAAAUAAGCAGAAAGCUAUGCAAAUUCCUGGAUUUAGGAAUUCAUCUUUGAUGAUAUCAAAGACAAACGUAUCAAAAUAUUCACCACCAAUCAUUAAUCAAUAUUCACCUUCUAAGCUUCUGAAAAAUACUGAAUAUCCUGAUAUGCCGAUAAAUACUGAUCCUUUAUCUGUGCCUACAAACUUUUUAAAACAAAGUACACCGAAAGUUACCAAAAGCGCGUCGCGGCCAAGAACGCAAAAAGGGCAUACAUCACGUAGAAAGUCAGCAAAGAAUGACAAAUUGAGUAAUAAUGAAUCUUCAAGUAACACUUCCCAAUCAUCUGUUACGAGUAUUUCUGUUGCAACUCAAAUUAACAAUCUUAUCGAUACAUCGAUACGGCCGAUUUUGUCUGAUACAAAUGACAUUUCACGACUAACAAUUACACGAAUAAACACAUCGCAUUCGAACAAUCGUGCUUCGAUUUCGAAGAAAAAACCGGCUGUAGCUAAUCAAAAUGAGGAUGAGCAUUCAAAUAUAAUUGACAAUAAGACACAGUUACAGAAAGAUAAUAUCUGCCCUAUGCCUAAGAAACAAUGUAGAACAUCUAUAUCAAGAAAAAAGCCCAAAGAAAAAAAAGCUACGACGAGAAAAAAGCAAUCGACUAUUGCUCCUGCGACUUUUGCUUCUGCGACUUUUGCUCCUGCGACUUUUGCCGCUGCGACUUUUGCUCCUACGACUGUCACUCCUGACAUAAUUGAUAUUGUUCUGGAUCCUAUUAAUCCUACGACUGCCCCUGCGUCCAUUGCUCCUACGACUAUUGCUCCUGCAACAAUGGCUUCUGCGAACAUUGCUUCUACGACCAUUGCUUCUAUGGAUGUUGUUCUUGAAGUUGCUUCCGCAGCCGUUGAUACUGCUUCUACAAUAAGUGUUUCUGAAACUGUUGCUCCCACGACUGUUGCUUCUGCAACUACUCCUGCAGUUGUUGUACCUACGGCUGCUGCUCCUGCGACCGAAACUACGAAAGAUCAAUUCAAGUCAACACAGCCUGCCGAUACAUCACAAUUCUGUAGUUCUCAGCUAGCAUCAAUGAUACCAGGGCACAUUUCUGAGAUGAUCUUUCCGAAGAUGCCAAAUAUUGAGCUGCUAAAAGCGUUCAAUGAUUAUUGGAGCGCUCAGGUCUCUCAUUGUGCAGUAUGCGCUACUUUUGCCUCAUGUACAAGCGGAAGCAGUAGAAUGAUGCCACCUGAUUGGAAAUAUUGCACAUCAACUAUGUUACCUGAUAGUACGCCCAUAUGGGUAUCGUCCAGUAUUUUUUUGGCAAAUUCCAAGGAGCAAAUUGUGGAGCCAGAAAAUAACAAACUGUUACGAUGCAGGGAGUGUCACGUAACUGUUCACGCAUCUUGUUAUGGUAUAACGCUACUACCAGCGGAUAUCCAAGACUGGGCGUGCGACAGAUGUAAAUGUGGUGCUAGGAAAAAUGCGAUAUGUUGCCUGUGUCCAAUGUAUGGCGGCCCUCUGAAGCGCACCAGUGACAGUAGAUGGGCGCACAUCUUAUGCACGCUUAUGAUACCAGGAGCUACGUUCAAAGAUGCCAUAAAUAAAGAUCCUAUCAACGUAUUAACACUUAUGACGGAUGUGCUGCAGAAAAAAUGUUGUUUCUGCGGACAGGAAAAUGGAGCGUGUCUCAAGUGUAACCAAUGCAAUAAUGUGUUCCAUCCAUCUUGCGGUCUCGUAGCAGGCGCUACGUAUACUAUACCGGUGUACAAUUCACAGGAGUUACAGGUAACGUGUAACGAACACGACGAGGGCAAGGAAAAGAUCCCGCAGAUACGCCAAGGGGAGACUGUCUGGGCGAAGCAUCGUAACGCCCGAUAUUAUCAAGCCAAAGUAGAAGCUAUCCAAGAUAUUCUCUUUUACAUGGUUACAUUUGACGAUAAGAGCUUCAGUGAUGAUCUGUAUCCCUCAGAUAUAAUUAAUUAUGAUCCUGGAAAUACACCUUCACUCGGAGCCGCAGUACAAGUUAACUGGACAGACGGUCAAACAUAUAACGGUGUUUUCGAAGGUACAAAUCAUCGGAUAAUGUUUACUGUGAUUUUCGAAGAUGGUUCUCAACUCGUUUUAAAACGCAAUGAAAUCUAUAGUUUACAAGAAGAUAUGCCAAAAAGAGUGCGUUCUCGUUUGUCUGUUGCAACUGAAAUGAAGCAUCGAUCUCAUCUUUAUGGCACAGAAGGUGAAACAGAGGCGCAUAGAAAAGUGAAACAAUCGAAAAAUUAUGAUUGAGUAGCAAUAUAACAUUUUAAUGUAAAUAAUUAUUAAGUGAAGGGAGCA
Messenger RNA from Pogonomyrmex barbatus (red harvester ant), 6248 nucleotides. RefSeq lists its product as uncharacterized. Gene Ontology annotation, biological process: chromatin remodeling; regulation of gene expression. The record is from RefSeq and is a predicted model, not a curated record. Lineage: Eukaryota; Metazoa; Arthropoda; Insecta; Hymenoptera; Formicidae. Gene Ontology annotation, cellular component: chromatin; nucleus. Gene Ontology annotation, molecular function: histone H3K9 demethylase activity; histone H3K36 demethylase activity.